Molecule: messenger RNA, 1767 nt
Organism: Austrofundulus limnaeus
Lineage: Eukaryota; Metazoa; Chordata; Actinopteri; Cyprinodontiformes; Rivulidae
Gene: prpsap1
Product: phosphoribosyl pyrophosphate synthetase-associated protein 1
Exons: 10
Coding region: 362-1516 (384 amino acids)
Biological process (GO): 5-phosphoribose 1-diphosphate biosynthetic process; purine nucleotide biosynthetic process
Cellular component (GO): cytoplasm; ribose phosphate diphosphokinase complex
Molecular function (GO): ATP binding; ribose phosphate diphosphokinase activity; magnesium ion binding
Source: RefSeq, a predicted model, not a curated record
UAAAACAACUUUAAAACAUUCUGGUUCGUACUUCUGGACGCUUCUGUUCCCGACGACCCCAGUGGGGAUUUAGGGAAACACGGCUAGGUUUUCCACGAUCUGCUAGCAAUUUUCUCAUAGUCAGUACUUUUUUUUUCUUCUUCUCCCACUAGUGCUGCUUCAACGUGGAACAAGAUUUGCCAUCUCUGUUUUAAGUCACUGUUUAGCACACACACAAAAAUCCACAGUUCACAUUUUCUAAAUUUAACCUUCACGACGGUGGUAGUCUGAGCUAAGAACCGCAUGAAUUUGAAAUGAAAAUCGUGUCGCCGCUUUUCUAAACAAAAAGGAACACCACAGCCUCCAGAGCAGCGAGCCCAGCAUGCCCAUCAGACGGUUUGGGGGUCACAGGUCUCUCGUUUCUUGUUCUUCGACCACUAGAUUAUCGUAUGGUUACACGAGGAAAAUGAACAUUUCAAGAAGUGGCUACCGUGUUUUCACCGCCAACUCCAGCACAGCCUGCACCGAGCUGGCCAAGAAGAUCACAGAACGGUUGGGCGUGGAGUUGGGCAAAUCAGUGGUUUAUCAGGAGUCCAAUUCAGAGACUAGAGUUGAUGUCAAAGAAUCUGUUCGUGGACAGGACAUCUUUAUUAUUCAGACCAUUCCCAGAGAUGUUAACACAGCCAUCAUGGAGCUGCUSGUCAUGGCUUACGCUCUGAAGACCUCAUGUGCCAAGAACAUCAUCGGAGUCAUUCCAUACUUUCCCUACAGCAAGCAGUGUAAGAUGAGGAAGAGAGGAUCUAUUGUCUGCAAACUGCUUGCUUCUAUGCUCGCUAAAGCUGGGCUCACUCACAUCAUCACCAUGGACCUUCAUCAGAAGGAGAUCCAGGGCUUCUUCAACUUCCCUGUUGACAACCUGAGAGCUUCACAUUUCCUGAUCCAGUACAUCCAGGAGCAGAUUCCAGAUUACAGGAAUGCUGUAAUUGUUGCAAAGUCUCCUUCAGCUGCUAAGAGAGCUCAGUCUUAUGCAGAGAGGCUGCGACUCGGACUGGCUGUGAUUCAUGGGGAGGCACAACAUUCAGAGUCAGACAUGGCAGACGGUCGACAGUCUCCCCCUCUGUCCCGAGUCUCCACAGGACAUCCUGGCCUGCAGCUGCCAUUGUUGAUGGCGAAGGAGAAACCACCCAUCUCUGUUGUCGGAGAUGUUGGAGGCAGAAUCGCCAUCAUUGUUGAUGACAUCAUAGACGACGUGGAGGACUUUGUCGCAGCAGCAGAGAUCCUGAAGGAGAGGGGAGCCUAUAAGAUCUACGUCAUGGCUACACAUGGACUACUGUCUGCUGAGGCACCCACACUAAUAGAAGAGUCUGCAAUUGAUGAGGUGGUGGUGACCAACACCGUGCCUCACGAGGUGCAGAAGCUGCAGUGUCCAAAGAUCCGAACCGUAGAUGUGAGUCUGGUCCUGGCUGAGGCCAUCCGGCGCAUCCACAACGGAGAGUCCAUGUCCUAUCUGUUCCGUAACAUCACUGUGGACGACUGAGGACACGCAGGAGACAUUUACAUUCCUUCAUACACACACAAAGCAAACAUUUCCACACAAGCAGAUUGAAAACUAAAUGGUUUGAAUCUGUUGUUCCUGUUUGUGCAGCUGAUAGAACAUGUUCUGUGUGAGCCAUGAGCAGAAAACUGUCAACUGUUUCUGCUUUUUACCACAAGAAAACAAAAAUAGCACAUGUAUCUCAUGCAGCCUUUAUACUCUGCAGAAUACCAUGAAUAAAGCUGUUGCUCCUA